UCCAAAGUGGUGUAAACCGCCCACUCACACAAAAGCAUCUAAUCAUGUCAUGGCUGUCACAUGAGUGUAUCCUAGCAACAGAGACAGACAUCGACCAUUUAGUUUAGUUUUUUUUUUUCAGUCCAGCAGUGGAGUCAGACCUUGGUAUUUGUUUGCUCUGAGCUUUGUGAGUGGAGCGAUCAUUUUCUGUCUGCUCCACUCCUCCGCGUUUGGUCUGGUGUCUCCGUCAUUCUGGGGUAACAUAUGUCUCUGUUACACCUGUUUCUCCUGCAGACUAAAGAGAAGCCUGAGCCAACAGAAGAUUCAGGACAGAGGUAAUAAACAAUCUUUUAUGUAUUUAUUGAACUCUUGCUGCAGUUAUUUUUCUUUUAUAAACAGCCUUUUCAUAUGUUCCUAAUAUUUCACCUCUACAUUUUUAAAUGGAAAAAUCCUGCAGUUUUCGAUUGACUCUGGUAGAUUUAAACCAAUAUAGAUGGACUUGUACUUGUAGAUCUUUAUAGUUAACAGCCCAAUAGAAUCUGAUGAAUACAAAUCAACAGGCAAUUUGGAAUAGGAAUUACAAUGCAAAUCAGGGCUAGCAUUCCAUCACUGACACUGACCAACCUCCACAAAUAUACCAUAUCUUUUAAUUGGAGAAUUUAAUUGUUCUUUUCUAAAAAGCACCUCUGUUUUUAUUUGUUUCCUGGUUCAUUUAUUACAACCGAAUAAAGCCAGAGCUACUACUAGUUCUACUUAGGGUCACAAUUCCUUGGUUGGAGCAACACAAUUUUUUAGUUGGAUUGGAAAAAUGGAUGGCUGGAUUGAUGCAUGUAUGUAUGAUUGGAUGGAUGUACAGUUGGAUUAAUUAGAUGGGUGGAAAUUUGAGAAAAUGUAAGUAAGUUCAAAGUUAUGACGAGACAAAGACAGCUAGAGACUAUUAGCCUAAAAACAUUCAUUGUAUGGUUGUCUUAAGGUUUUUACUUUUCUUUACAGUCGGUCCAUUCAGCAGUGUCUGGUCUGGAAUCAUCUCAUCUCAUGACUAGAGUUUUGUCAACUUUACACACUGAAGAAGUCAUUUUAUAUCAUAUCUUCAUAACAGAUGCCAAUUUUUAAACCGGCGACCUCUCUGAAGAACUGGUCUUUUGGGGGAAUACUCUGGAAUGCAUUUGAAUCCUUUCUACUGCGUAAAAACAAAUACGUUUGGUGGUUUUGAAUUCAGGACGGUUUCAGCUGUGAUGCACACUCCAGCUUCCAUGGUGAUGGGGAUCGUGUUUUCCCCGUUGGGACUAGUCCUCGUGUUCACUGCCGCCAUUACUCCCCAGUGGAGAGAAGGUCAAGCACGACUGGGCACAUCAGGGUUAGGGUCUCUCCUCAAACCAGGAGUCAAAAGUCAAAGGUUGGGGGUGAAGUCGGUGGAGUCUCUGCUUUUAGUGCGAUCUGAUGGACUGUGGGAGAGUUGCCUCCAGGUGGAGCAGUCUGAGCUGAAACAAUGCUGGCCAGUGUCUGGUCCGUACCAGAGAGACCCUCGAGUUCGCCUGGCACAAGGUUUAAUCCUGACCUCGUUGUUCCUGUGUGGAACUGGGAUUGUUCUGGCCUGCAUCGGGGUCAGGUGUUGGACAGAUCUCCCUCUAAGAGGUGUAGCAGCGACAGGUGGACUCCUGGUGGUGGUGGCCGGGCUGCUGAGCCUGACUGCUCUUGGUGUCUACACCCACAACCUUGGACAACUAGGAAUGACCAGUCCAAGCCAUAGGACCCACCCCCACAGGUUCCCCAACCUUACUCUACAUCCAGCUGGAUCUCUGUACUUUGGGUGGCUGGGGUCAUGUUUACAGGUGAUGGGAGGUGUCGCUCUUCUGUUUAGCUUCAAACAGCCAAGAUGCCUGACCUUUUCAUGCUGCACAGAGAUGCCCGUCUGCUCUGUGUGCCGUUCAUGUUUACACAUGGGCAACAACAGAGACAUAGAUAUGACCCAGUAUGAUGUCAGCUAUUAGACCGUUAACUGUUUCAUUUAGAUUUAGAUAAAGGCAGUGGAGGAAUAAAUGUGAUCUCGGAGCUGAAGUAGAACAGAAGUGCUCCACUGGUUUCAAAAAUACAAUUUCACAAAGAUGUUAUUUUCUGUGUAAUUGUGCUAUCUGUGGCUAGAGUGGCUAAGAAAAGCAAAAGUUCAAUUUGGUGGGAUUUGUACAGAAGGUUCUGGGAUUGGAUCCACAUAGUCUCCAAUCCCAGGUUGGGUUGAGUCCGAAAGUGCAGCUGGUGUAAAAACUCCCUAAGCCAAACUCACCAAAAGACACAAUAUUAAAUUUAAUAUUUUAAAACAUGAAUCAGUAUAUAUUCAAUAUAAAUCAGUAUAUAAAUAUUUUUAUAUAUGGAAACCUAUAAAAUAGAAUUCUACAAAGAAGGAAUUCUCUAACAAAACACCUCUUACAACAGUGUUUAGACCUAAAUGGACCAAGUUAUUUUCACAAAUCAAGGGUUUUAAAAUAUGUCUACAGUGAGUAGUUGGUUUUACUUUUCUUGGUAUUAAAUCAAAACCUUAAACUGCUCAUUACUCUAUAGGACAAUGUCUAUGACACUAUGAAUUAUAAUCAUGAAUAAAAGUCCUUCAGGUUUUCCUCCACAGCCAGAUGGCAGUGUAACUUAGUUACUUGGUGCUGCCCCUAACUGUGCCAUGAUGUAAAACAACAACAAUUACAAACAACAACACGAGCGUCUCUGUGUGCAGCCUUUACCUUUCAAUCUGGCAAAACAAACUGUGUUUGCGGUGAUGAAGAGAUGAGCUGUUGUUUACAUGACGUCAGGGCUUUGAAGACAAACAGACACAGGAGCAACUGUAGUUUCAUUAUACAUGUUGUGAAGCGAAUGCAAAGCUGUGAUCUUUUAAGAUCUUUUAAGUUUUUAAGAAGUAGAUGUAAGUCGAAAUGUGUGUUUAAAUGACACGAUUCUUGUUUCCGUGGAUUUCAUCACUCUUGGCUAAUAGAAAAUAGGGUUGGUGCAGUUUUACUGUUCAUUAUUGAGGAAUGUAAAAGCUGUUUUUUGUUGAGUUUUGUUGGUUUCAAUUUGUUUGGUUUAUCUAUGGGGCCUUAAUGUUGGUAGUGUGUUGGUAAUGUUUUGAUACUGUGUGAAUCUGAAGAAGAGAUUGUACAGCAGUUUAAAUUAGUCGUUAUUAACUUGUUACUGUGUGCUGUGUGGUGAGGUCAAAAUUUAAUAAAACACUGAAACUAAAUCAAUGUGUCUGUUAUCUUGUGAAAUCAUCAAAAGACCAAGUGAGAAAAACAUAAAUCUAAAAGAAGACGUUUCACCUUUCAUCCAAGAGGCUUCUUCAGUUCUAACUGGUGGUGGGGAGUACUCGCAAAAUACAUUUUUUAGAUUAGACACAAAAGUUUGUACUUUUGGUUAGGUUUGGGAACAGGAAGGUCUAUGACCAACAGUCUUUUUUUAAAAAAAAAAAAGUUUCUCAAACUAUAAUGUGUGUACCUAUGGUCUUACUUUGGCCCCCUCUAUUGGUAUGUGUGAGAAAUGUUUUACUACAUUGGCAAAAUAUUGGAGGUGGACCAAUAAAAACCUCAAAAACCAUUGAAGUCACUAUGUUGUUAAACACAGUUGUCUUAUACUCUGGUGUAUAACUCUGUGGUGUUUAUUAUGGAAUUUAAUUUUAACUUGAAAUGUGAAUUUAUUGCAUUGUGUGAUUUCAGUCUAAAAAUUUGAUUAAGAAUAAAUUAUUUUCCAUGUACAUUGCUCAGUUGAACAGUGUUAGCCAUUGCCUUUAGCUUAUAUUCAUAAUGGUAUAUUCAUAUAGUUGAAUGUUAGAAACUGUAAAAACUGAAUGUUAGCCAGACAGAAGUAUCACUAGUCCAAGUUUAGAAGUAAUAAUAAGUAGAUUUUAUUUACAGGACAUCACAUUUAAAUUUUAUAUUAUAAAUUCUCAGUGAAUUAUUGUUGUAUCUAAAGAAUAAGACAUAAAUAUACACUUGGCAACUUGACCUCUGUUGUAAACUGAAUUGUAUAAUUGGGGACAAGUACAGGCUCGAUAUUUUUCUUGACACAAGCAAAAAGAACACACCGCCAUCAUGGGAUUGUUAUGCUUUGAGGUGAACAGCAAUAGACAACAGCGGAAAAUCAUAGACAAUAUGUAGGAAACAGGCGUAGUCACAUGGUUGCAAAAGUUAAGCUGCAGGAGUCUUAUGUUCUCAUGUGUGAACAGGAAUUCUUUUCUCUGUAAUAUUUUCUAUAAUGUUCUUAAGAUGAAUGGAGGUCCAACUCUUUUUUCAUUAAUCAAGAAAAUGCUAAACUGUCAUGUAAAUCAACUGUAUUUAUCCAGUCUACAUGACUAUUUAUCACGUUGAACCUAUGAUUAUACAGUACCUGGAUUGAAGCCAUAUUGCCCAUGUUUUAGCAAUAUGUCUACAAAUCACAAAAGUAUCUCAGAUGAUGAAAUACGGCAACAACAACAAGAGCAAAAACAGAUUCCCCCCAGAAGACUCAACAGUCAACUGUGCAGCAAAAAUCAAUACAAAAGCAAGAAUUCAAUGUUGGGCUAAUAAAAAUAGCAACAAUUGCUAUAAUGUAGCCGAGAAAUAAAUAAAAACAAAAAGCAACCAAAACUACAAUUUUGGCCACCAAUUUUUUUUCACGAUUGCCCUGGUAAUUUACAAUUAAAUAUGUUAGUAUGAAAAAUAAAAAACUGAUAUCACAGUUAGAUCAAUGUUGUCGAAAUGACCCAAUAUUUGCAUUUGUAUAGAUAAAUGUCUAUCUAUAUAGGACCAUUCUGGGAUUACAAGGUGAAUCGUGUAAGUAAUUGAAGUCAUCAAUUAUGAUCUAUACAGGAAGUUAAUGUUUGUUUUAAUCGUUUUAAUAAUUUGUCUAAUUUUACCUGGCCACGUAUAAAAUGUCUGUUUAUUUUAGGUUUACAUUACAAUAACAAACACAGGUUAGUAAUAAAUGAAACGGACAACUCCUAGAGCCGGAUGCACAAGCCCAACGAUUACUCCCUAACGGGAGAAAGUAAAAGAAGCUAAUGCUAAAUGUCACAGCACAGACACUGAAACUGAGAAAGAGAACUCGACCUCACGCUAAGUUUACGUACCAACAGUAUAAUGUAGCGUUAGCUGAAUGCCUUGUAACCUUGCACUGAAAGCCGAACCCGUGUCGUACUCGUACACCAUUGUUGAUGACACGCAAAUAUUUAAUUUCCCACCAAAUCAAUAAAAAGUUAUGAAAACGUUAGCGUAAUUUAAUCCAGUGACUGUGUAUUUACCUUUGCUUCGGCGAACAAAGUCGGGUGGCUGUCCCGCAGGUGACGAAACAUAUUGAAUGUAUUUCCAACUUUCACUGCUAUUUUUUGGCAUCAUUUACAUGCUGGAAAGUCGUCAUCCACGAGGACAAAAUAAUCCCACACGGCCGAUUUAAUGCCCUUACUGGAGGCCAAUAACUCUUCUGCCCUUAUUUCCAACUUUAACACGCCUCUGUUCUGCAAUUUGCACGGACCAAAAACAAGGCGACACACGUACAAAACGUGGGUGUUGUGUAACUAUGUUUUCGUUCUUUCGUUUUGUGCUUAACUAUAGUACCGGGAUAUGUAUAUAUUCCAGAAACGUUACGAUUGUAGCGUUUUAUAUAUAAAUAUAUGUACUGAUCAAAAUAUAAUUAAGUCUUUCAAAUAAAGUUUAUGCUGAAAAUUUAGAAGAUGUCCAAACUUUUUCUUAAAGAUAUUUAAAUGUGAAAACUCCCCAAAACAUAUGGAAGUUAAGG
This is a messenger RNA of Cynoglossus semilaevis (tongue sole), 5727 nucleotides long. RefSeq names its product claudin 23-like (gene cldn23l). The record is from RefSeq and is a predicted model, not a curated record. The transcript has 2 exons. Lineage: Eukaryota; Metazoa; Chordata; Actinopteri; Pleuronectiformes; Cynoglossidae. Bases 1140 to 1970 code for a protein of 276 amino acids. Gene Ontology annotation, cellular component: membrane; bicellular tight junction. Gene Ontology annotation, molecular function: structural molecule activity.